Molecule: messenger RNA, 759 nt
Organism: Linum trigynum
Lineage: Eukaryota; Viridiplantae; Streptophyta; Magnoliopsida; Malpighiales; Linaceae
Source: the annotation of a GenBank genome assembly
AUGCCCGCACCGCCGCCACCUCCGGUACAAGUUGAUGUCUCCGAUCCCCCACCACCAUACGAGAGGAAGCCAAGCAAGAGGGUCCAGGAAAGGCCCAUCGAGCCCGAAGUCACGCCAUAUCCCGGGUGGAAAGUACCGCCUCCGUUGGUUGUUCCCCAAGGUGUCGGCCCGAGUUCUCCCCAAGUUGGCGGCCCGAGUUCACCCCAAGGCGCCGGCCCGAGUUCCAGCCAAACUGGCCACCAAGGCUCGUACUACGAUCCUCGGGCGACAUACCAUCAAACUCCUCCGAGUGCCACCCCGAUCUCAUACAACGAUCCCCCUCAAGGAUCGUACUAUGAGUAUCGCCCGAUCUACCCCCCAUCUCCCCGCCAAGGAGGUUACCACGAUUACCGCCCGGUCUACCCACCAUCUCCCCGCCAAGGAGGUUACCACGACUACCGCCCGGUCUACCCACCAUCUCCCCGCCAUACAUCAUCGGGUACUUGGCAUGAUGGUUCCUCCGCGACGGAACACCAUGAUUUUACGCCAUGGGCUCGCCCUCAUCAGCAGUGGAUACCUACGACUCACCGUACUUCCGUGGAUGUCCCCCGCUCAACCCCGGAUGUGCCGAUUCCCCGCCGUCAUAGCACCGACGACCGCCAAACUACCACGGCCCGAGUUCGAAACUUGCCACCGCCGCCACCGAUUGUUACUCCCGUCGGUCGACGUACAAGGAGCAAGAAAACCGUGGGAUCGACUGAAGCUCGUGGACUUUCUUGA